GGCAGUGUCAUAUUGUGUACAAAACACCGACACAAGAGAGCAAGAACAGGCCGCCCCUUUUCCAAGGGAAUUCACUUGAUAUUAGCAAAAUAUUUACACCAGGAUACUUAAGCAUAUUGUUCAACUGUUAUUAAGAAAUCAUGUCUAUUGAAAUAGAAUCUGCCGAUGUGGUACGUUUGAUUCAGCAAUAUCUCAAAGAGAGUAAUCUCUUAAAAACUCUCCAAACACUACAGGAUGAGACUGGAGUGUCUUUGAAUACAGUAGACAGUAUUGAUGGAUUUGUCGCUGAUAUUAAUAAUGGUCAUUGGGAUACAGUUUUAAAGGCUAUCCAGUCUUUAAAACUUCCAGACAAAAAAUUGAUUGACCUCUAUGAACAGGUUGUAUUGGAACUUAUUGAGCUGCGAGAGCUUGGUGCUGCAAGAUCUUUACUAAGACAGACUGAUCCCAUGAUUGUAAUGAAACAACAAGAACCAGAGAGAUACAUUCAUCUUGAAAACUUACUAGCGAGGUCUUACUUUGAUCCACGAGAAGCAUAUCCUGAUGGCAGCACCAAGGAGAAGCGCCGAGCUGCCAUUGCUCAAGCUUUAUCUGGUGAAGUGUCAGUAGUCCCCUCAUCUCGUUUGCUUGCUCUUCUCGGACAAGCAUUGAAAUGGCAACAGCAUCAAGGACUUCUUCCCCCAGGAACAACCAUAGAUUUGUUUCGUGGUAAAGCUGCCAUUAAAGAACAAGAAGAUGAAAAGUACCCAACUCAGCUAUCAAAACAGAUCAAAUUUGGUCAGAAAUCUCAUGUUGAAUGUGCCCGCUUUUCUCCUGAUGGCCAAUAUCUUGUUACUGGGUCUGUGGAUGGUUUCAUUGAGGUAUGGAACUUCACCACAGGCAAAGUUCGUAAGGAUUUGAAAUAUCAAGCACAGGACAACUUCAUGAUGAUGGAAGAGGCUGUACUGUGCAUGUCUUUCUCUAGAGAUUCUGAAAUGCUUGCAUCUGGUUCACAAGAUGGUAAAAUCAAAGUAUGGCGGAUCCAAACAGGUCAGUGCCUACGUCGGUUUGAGAAGGCUCAUUCCAAAGGCAUUACGUGCCUGCAGUUUUCUAGGGACAACAGUCAAGUAUUGUCUGCUUCUUUUGAUACACACAUCAGAAUACAUGGUUUGAAGUCAGGUAAACCUUUAAAAGAGUUCAGAGGUCAUGCCUCUUUUGUAAAUGAAGCUGUUUUCACACCAGAUGGCCACAGUAUUCUCAGUGCGUCAUCUGAUGGAACAGUCAAAUUAUGGAAUGUGAAAACAACUGAGUGCACCAAUACGUUUACUUCUCUUGGAGCAUCUGACAUAGCUGUGAACAGCAUUCAUAUUAUGCCAAAAAAUCCAGAACAUUUUGUUAUUUGUAAUAGAACAAACACAGUUGUUAUUAUGAAUAUGCAAGGACAGAUUGUACGGUCUUUCUCAAGUGGUAAAAGAGAGCAUGGUGAUUUUGUGUGUGCUGUGUUAUCUCCUCGAGGUGACUGGAUUUAUUGUGUAGGAGAAGAUCUAGUUUUGUACUGCUUCUCUGUACAAUCAGGAAAACUGGAAAGAACACUUAAUGUUCAUGAAAAGGAUGUUAUUGGUGUAGCUCAUCACCCUCAUCAAAAUCUGUUAUGCACUUAUAGUGAAGAUGGUCUUUUGAGACUAUGGAAACCUUAAGGUUAGUUGGAUUUUUAUUUUGUAUAUAUCUUUAUCUUGACCACUCACUUUUUCUAAAGGACAAAAUAAGUACUGUCAUAAAAG
Frankliniella occidentalis (western flower thrips) is the source of this 1757-nucleotide messenger RNA. It is a transcript of the gene Smu1, whose product is annotated as WD40 repeat-containing protein SMU1. Gene Ontology annotation, cellular component: precatalytic spliceosome. Gene Ontology annotation, molecular function: protein binding. The coding region runs from base 141 to 1673 and encodes 510 amino acids. The transcript has 10 exons. The record is from RefSeq and is a predicted model, not a curated record. NCBI's taxonomy places the organism in Eukaryota, Metazoa, Arthropoda, Insecta, Thysanoptera, Thripidae. Gene Ontology annotation, biological process: mRNA splicing, via spliceosome.